Messenger RNA from Phytophthora infestans T30-4, 2418 nucleotides. RefSeq lists its product as uncharacterized. The record is from RefSeq and is a predicted model, not a curated record. The coding region runs from base 106 to 2418 and encodes 770 amino acids. The transcript has 4 exons. Lineage: Eukaryota; Oomycota; Peronosporomycetes; Peronosporales; Peronosporaceae.
GUGCGCAGUACGUUCGCCAGGCAGCAGAGGUUCUACUGUAUUUAAAUUCUGCCUCGCUACGAUCCCUGGCUUCUACUCCCUGCCCCUAACUUUCCCCCAUCCACGAUGAUGGCCUGGCCGGAAGAGCCGCAGCCCCGCAACGUUGAAGGAGAGUGGCCCGACACGGAGCUGCUGGAGUCCACCAACUUCUACCCGUCCGACGCUGGUGACGAACGCGCACAACAUGGCGCGAACAAUUUUCUGCGCGCCACUGACCAAGGCGCUGGUGGACCAGCUGGACUCACCUACUCAGCAUCGUGCCCAUCGUUCUCAGGGAUGGACGACACCGACGGUUUUAUGGGGACUACAGGCGGCAAUGGUCUCAUGCCCUAUCCAUUUGACUCGCAGGAGCCUGUUAUGAACGCGUUGAGUCCCUCUGAGGACACCCCUUUCCCCGGCGACAAGAACUAUGACAUGCUGCUGCAGUUCCAGCAGGACUACCAGAACCCCUCGCAGCGCCAGUUUCCGCAUCAGCAAGUGAUGGGCCAGGCCACGGACUUAAUGCAACAACAGCAAUUGCCUGGAGGAAGACGUGGCUUUCAUGGCUCGCAGUCAUUCACUAGUCUCUCUAGCAUGGAGUCCGAGUACAACCGCAUGAAUGCUAAUAGCAAACGGAAAAAAGGGACCGAGCGAUGGAUGAAGCUACAGCGUCACAAGUCCUUCGACUCUUCUACGGCCAUUUCGGAACCUUUCAACUUCGACCCAAAUGCGACCUUUGGUAACGCGUUCGGCUCAUCUAACCCCACGCCCGACCAACUGCUACAAGAGCCGCCGGAUAGCGACAUGAUUGGAUUCUCUAUUGACGACUUUCCGCCUUCGAAUGACCCACACUGGUCCUCAGUGUCUUAUGGAUCCGCACCGGAUGCCAUCGGUGGAAAUUACAUGCAGCAGGCUCACCAGAAACGGCAUCAACAGCAGCAUCAUGCCUCUAUCCAGUCAUUAAAUUACGUUGGUGGUGAUAUUUCGGUUUCCUCGUCGGCAGAAGGGGAACCUGUCUCGGAGCUGGAUAUGUUGCUGUCCGAGAACGAACGAGCGAAUCUUUUUGAUGCCAUUCGCGAUUUUGAGUCACCAAACACGAUGGAGUCGGUCGAUGCUCAGCCCUCGCCGGAACAACCUCCUCAGCAACCUACACAAAUAUCGUCAUUGACCGAAACGAAGGAACGCAGUGGCAUAUCCUCAACAGGAAGUAAGAAGACCCCGGCUAGUCCUUCAGUCCACCCUGGAAGUCACCAGAAAAGCCCAAAUAGUGCUCCGAGACCCUUUUCUUUGGACUCGGCUUCUUCUACUCUUCCAGCAGGCAUGCCCCCCUCCGGCUGCGUUCCAAUGCGUACGCGUCUCCAUCAGAUUCUGGUACAUUCUGUACAGAACUCGGAUGCUGGAUCUUCGCUCUCGUCUUACGAGCGCAAUUAUUUGAUGCAGUCGCCAUUGUUUUUCCCCGCGAAAGCACCCGAGACGGCGGGGUCCUUGUGGCUAUUGUUGCAUGCUGCUCAGUGUGAAAGCGGGUGUGAAAUUGGCGGAUGCAGUGUCAUGCGUCGAGUUCUAAAUCACUGUCUUGGAUGCGAACUGGUUGUUGGCAAGUGCAAGCAACCCUGUAACGAUGCCAAGGCUAUGCUUCUCCACUACGGCUCGUGUAACAGCAAGGGUAGUAUGCACGGACGUUCAUGCUCUGUGUGUUGGAACCUGCUGGAGAUCGAUUAUUCUCAUCAGGCACUGAGCAACGGCAACGGUAGUGGACGCUCCAGUGGCCAAACACCCAGCACCGCUCCGUCAUCGUUCGUAUCGACAUCACCGUCCCCGCUAAUGGGGACUCCACCGCUUGUACCAAUGCCGAUGAGCCCUCGUUUGGGCAGCUCACCAGCAUACCGUUCACCAUCGAGGCGCUCCACAAGUACAGCAACCACGAAGCACGUUCCUAUCCAGCCAAAUCCGCUCCCGACGGCCUCCAACCCGAUGGGACUUAUGGGCGCUUUACCACCCCAUUUCGGGUACUCUCUUUCAUUGUAUCUGGAGCAGACAUCCGCUCCGUUCCGUGCGGAGGUUAAGUCUCGUGUUGAGAAGCGCGUGACUGCUGCCGCCGGUCAAGACUUGCUGCAGCACAUGCAGAAGAAGACGCGACUGCGUAGCCUGGACGACCUCCGGUCUGAGGCUCGAACUGUCGUGCUGGGAGAGAUGGAGCGGGAACUUCAUCUGCAUAUGCAGGCGUACAGUUGGGCCAGCUCGACCUCGAGCGGCAGGUUACCUGAUGGAGCCUCGCAACUACCUCCGUACCUGCUCAACUUCUCGGUGGCUGGAUUCGGUGCCUUUCAAGCGCAGCAGGCGGCAUUCCAGACGGCGGGGUCGUCACUACCACCUGCAGCACCUUCAACAUCGCCGCCGUGA